AUGAGAAAAGGAGAUUUAACUCCUGACAGAGAUCGUGUGAUUGAGGAACAUGAGUUGCAAGAAACUCGGUUUAGUCCUGAAACAGAGAGGAACAAGAAUGCUAGACAAUACCAAAGAGAAGAAGAUGAAGAAGAAGAAGAAGAGAAAGAAGAAGAAUCUGUGGAGGGAAUAUUUGAGAGCAGAGAGGUUCCUUCUUGGAAGAAGCAGCUAACUAUAAGAGCUUUUGUGGUUAGCUUUGCUUUAAGCAUUUUGUUCAGCUUCAUUGUGAUGAAGCUCAACCUCACAACAGGAAUCAUCCCUUCUCUUAACGUCUCUGCUGGUCUUUUGGGAUUCUUCUUCGUCAAGACAUGGACCAAGAUGCUUCAUAAAUCUGGUCUUUUGAAACAACCCUUUACGAGACAAGAGAACACAGUUAUUCAGACUUGUGUUGUUGCUUCCUCAGGCAUUGCCUUUAGCGGUGGGUUUGGGACUUACCUAUUUGCAAUGAGUGAACGAAUAGCUAACCAUUCAGGAGAUGCUGCUCGUGGCGUUAAGGACCCUUCUUUGGGUUGGAUCAUAGCUUUUCUCUUUGUUGUCAGCUUUCUUGGCCUCUUCUCUGUUGUCCCUCUUCGAAAGAUAAUGAUAAUAGACUUCAAACUAACAUACCCAAGUGGCACUGCAACUGCUCAUCUUAUCAACAGCUUUCACACUCCUCAAGGAGCAAAGCUGGCCAAGGAACAAGUGAGAGUGUUGGGGAAGUUCUUCUCCUUGAGCUUCCUUUGGGGUUUCUUCCAAUGGUUCUUUACUGCAGGAGAAAACUGUGGGUUUCACAGUUUCCCUACCUUUGGACUCAGAGCAUACCAAUACAAGUUCUACUUUGAUUUUUCAGCAACAUAUGUAGGUGUUGGUAUGAUAUGCCCAUACAUAAUCAACAUAUCUCUCCUUUUGGGUGGGAUUCUCUCUUGGGGGCUGAUGUGGCCUCUCAUUGAAACUAGAAAGGGAGAUUGGUUCCCUUCUGAUGUUGACUCUAGCAGCAUGAGCGGUCUUCAAGCUUACAAGGUGUUCAUUGCUGUUGCAAUGAUCCUAGGAGAUGGUGUAUACAACUUUUGCAAGGUGUUCAGCCGAACCCUUUCAGGACUAUUCAAGCAGAUCCGAGGUGAAGCUAGUUGGAGAAACUCUCUUUCACGCGAAGAAGAGCCCCCUGCUUCUCCAUUGACACCAAAGAUAUCUUAUGAUGACCAACGUAGAACAAGAUUCUUCCUUAAAGAUCAGAUCCCUUCAUGGUUUGCUGGUGGAGGAUAUGUGCUUAUAGCUGCAGUAUCUAUAGCUAUACUACCUCAAAUGUUCGAUCAGCUGAGAUGGUACUACAUUCUGGUCAUCUAUGUUUUUGCCCCAGUCUUAGCUUUCUGCAAUGCUUAUGGAGCUGGGCUCACUGACUGGUCACUAGCAUCAACCUAUGGGAAACUCGCCAUAUUCACAAUCGGAGCAUGGGCUGGUUCGGACCAUGGGGGUGUUCUUGCGGGCUUAGCGGCUUGUGGAGUCAUGAUGAACAUAGUUUCCACAGCUUCAGACCUGACACAAGAUUUCAAGACAGGUUACCUAACAUUGUCAUCUCCAAGGGCCAUGUUUGUAAGCCAAGUGAUUGGAACAGCAAUGGGGUGUCUGGUUUCUCCCUGUGUGUUCUGGCUUUUCUACAAGGCAUUUGAUGAUCUCGGCCUCCCAAACAGCAAGUACCCUGCACCCUUUGCUACUGUGUACAGAAGCAUGGCGAAACUUGGUGUUGAAGGUGUUUCUUCUCUGCCAAGAGACUGUCUUGUGCUGUGCUACGCGUUUUUCGGUUUUGCCAUACUGAUAAACGUAGUGAAAGAUGGUCUUGGGAACAGAUGGGGAAGGUUUGUACCUCUUCCCAUGGCGAUGGCUAUACCGUUUUUCUUAGGGCCUUACUUUGCGAUCGACAUGUGCGUGGGGAGUUUGGUUUUGUUUGUCUGGGAGAGACUAGAUGCUCCAAGGGCUGAAGCUUUUGCAACAGCAGUGGCUUCUGGUUUGAUAUGUGGAGAUGGAAUCUGGACUUUGCCAAGCUCUGUGCUCGCUAUAGCUGGAGUUGAACCUCCUAUUUGCAUGAAGUUUCUCUCGUCUGAAACUAAUCACAGAGUCGACAAGUUUCUGCAAGGAUCCUCUUAGUUUUUUUUUAAAGCUCAAUGAGAUGGAUCUGCCUUGGUAAAUCGUAUAGAUAGAUGAGACACUCUUGUAUCAAAUUGAACAAACAUGCUUUUAUACAUAACUUGGCGAACACAUACUACUAAUAAGCUUGAUGAAAUCCAUUAUCA
Molecule: messenger RNA, 2306 nt
Organism: Brassica oleracea var. oleracea
Lineage: Eukaryota; Viridiplantae; Streptophyta; Magnoliopsida; Brassicales; Brassicaceae
Product: probable metal-nicotianamine transporter YSL8
Exons: 6
Coding region: 1-2160 (719 amino acids)
Cellular component (GO): membrane
Molecular function (GO): oligopeptide transmembrane transporter activity
Source: RefSeq, a predicted model, not a curated record